Leucoraja erinaceus (little skate) is the source of this 3702-nucleotide messenger RNA. RefSeq names its product integrin beta-1-B-like. Gene Ontology annotation, cellular component: integrin complex; cell surface; focal adhesion. The transcript has 16 exons. Bases 198 to 2591 code for a protein of 797 amino acids. Gene Ontology annotation, molecular function: laminin binding; C-X3-C chemokine binding; fibronectin binding. Gene Ontology annotation, biological process: cell-matrix adhesion; integrin-mediated signaling pathway; cell adhesion mediated by integrin. NCBI's taxonomy places the organism in Eukaryota, Metazoa, Chordata, Chondrichthyes, Rajiformes, Rajidae. The record is from RefSeq and is a predicted model, not a curated record.
UUUAUUUUUUAACUUUUUUUUUAAUUAAAAAAAGAAGAGAAAUAAAGCGGCGAUCGAAGCGGGGGUCGUUAAAAGCCAGUGAGUGAAUGAGCGGGCGGGGACAUCCAUUGUGUGGAUAACAGUCCUCGCCGGGGCCGGAAUUGGGCUGUUGGAGCGGCUGGAAAUCUGCUAACUCGGGGCGACCCGCAUAUAAAAAGAUGGAUUUGAAAUGUAUCCUGUGUACGGUACUGAUUUGCUGCGGCUGCUGGCAAGGUCUUGCCCAAUCAGACACUAGUGAGUGUUUAAAAGCCAACGCAAAGUCAUGUGGAGAAUGUAUACAAGCUGGUAAAAAUUGUGGAUGGUGCACCAAAAGUAAAUUCUUACAACAGGGGGAGCCAAACUCUGCACGCUGUGAUGAUAUCCAAUCAUUGAAAAAAAGAGGGUGUGCAAUGGAUGAGAUUGAAAAUCCCAAAGGUUCACAAACAAUAACCGCUAAUAAGGAACUUACUGGUCGCAGAAGCAGUGGAAAGAUAAAGCUAGAAGACAUUACGCAGAUUCGACCACAGAAGCUAACCCUGAAAUUGCGAUCAGGAGAGCCCCAAACCUUCUCAUUGACUUUCAAGAGAGCUGAGGACUAUCCUAUUGAUCUCUAUUAUCUUAUGGAUCUCUCAUUUUCAAUGAAAGAUGACUUGGAAAACGUUAAAAAGUUAGGAACCGAAUUAAAAAAUGAAAUGCAAAAGAUAACUUCGGAUUUCAGAAUUGGGUUUGGGUCUUUUGUCGAUAAAACUGUGAUGCCGUACAUCAGCACUACCCCAGCCAAACGAAAAAAUCCUUGCCCUAAUGGUGAAAUAUGUACGAGCCCAUUUAGCUACAAAAAUGUGCUACCAUUGACGAAUGAUGGAUCAAAAUUCAAUGACCUCGUAAGCAACCAAACCAUUUCUGGGAAUCUGGACUCUCCGGAAGGUGGUUUUGAUGCCAUCAUGCAGGUUGCUGUCUGCGGGGAAAAAAUUGGUUGGCGAAAUGUGACUCGGUUGCUCGUAUUCUCUACAGAUGCAGGGUUUCACUUUGCAGGAGAUGGUAAACUGGGAGGCAUUGUUCUACCAAAUGAUGGGAAAUGCCAUCUCAAUACUAAUGGUCUCUACACCAUGAGUGAUUACUUAGAUUAUCCAUCAAUUGCUCAUUUGGUACAGAAGCUUAGUGAAAAUAAUAUUCAGCCUAUUUUUGCUGUUACCGAAGAUUUCAAGGGUGUAUACAAGGAACUCCAUAAUCUUAUUCCAAAAUCUGAAGUGGGUGUUCUUUCUUCAAACUCCAGUAAUGUCAUCAAGUUGAUCCUUGAUGCUUAUCAUGCUUUAUCUUCUGAGGUUAUCCUUGAGAACAAUAAAUUGCCAGAGGGACUUUCAGUGCAAUAUACAGCCUUUUGUAAGAAUAAUACUGUUCACACGGGUGAAAAUGGCAGGAAAUGCUUAGGUAUUCAGAUUGGUGAUGAGGUGAGCUUCAACAUAAGCAUCACAGCAAUAAAAUGUCCAAAUAAAGGUGAAAAGAACACUCUUGAAAUAAAACCUCUGGGAUUUACGGAGAAAGUGGAGGUUACGCUCGAAUAUAUUUGUGAAUGUGACUGUCAUAAAAAAGGACUUCCCAAUAGCCAAGAAUGUCAUCAGGGUAAUGGAACCUUUGAAUGUGGAGCCUGCAGAUGUAACAAAGGACGCAUUGGUAGCACCUGUGAAUGCAGCACUGAUGAAGUAAACAAUGAGGACAUGGAUGCUUCAUGUAGAAAAGAUAAUACAUCUCUAAUCUGUGGUGACAAUGGAGAUUGCAUCUGUGGGGAAUGUGUCUGCAAAAAGAGAGUCAAUACCGAUGAAAUCAUCUCUGGCAAAUAUUGUGAAUGUGAUAACUUCAACUGUGACAGAGCUGGUGGUUUCAUCUGUGGAGGAAAUGGAAUCUGUAAGUGUAAGAUAUGUGAAUGUUUCCCCAACUUUACUGGCAAUGCCUGUGAUUGCUCCCUGGACAAUUCCACUUGUAUUUCAAAGAAUGGACAGGAGUGCAAUGGCAGAGGAAAAUGUGAAUGUGGUCGAUGCAAGUGCACUGAUCCAAAAUUCCAGGGGUCUGCCUGCGAAAUGUGCCCAACUUGCCCAGGAGUCUGUACAGCACACAGGGAUUGCGUUCAAUGUAAAGCCUUUCAGAAAGGGCCCAAGAAAGAUACCUGCGAUCAGUGUGAGUUUAAAGUUAUUCUGGUGGAUAAGCAAGAUGAGUUACCACAACCAGGCCAAGUUCCAUCAAUUGCUCACUGUAAGGAGAAGGAUGAGAAUGACUGUUGGUUCUACUUUUCCUAUUCUGUCAAUGACCAGAAUGUUCCAGAAGUUCAUGUUACCAAAAAUGCAGAAUGUCCACAGGCACCUGACAUCAUUCCAAUUGUAGCUGGUGUGGUUGCUGGUAUUGUCCUUAUAGGCCUUGCCUUGUUGCUGAUAUGGAAACUACUGAUGAUCAUUCAUGACCGAAGGGAGUUCGCAAAAUUUGAAAAGGAGAAAAUGAAUGCUAAAUGGGAUACAGGUGAAAAUCCAAUCUACAAGAGCGCUGUGACGACUAUUGUCAACCCAAAAUAUGAGGGAAAAUGAUGGAGUUUGUGCAUUUUUGAGAGGGUUCCUUAUUUUUAUUUUAUUAAAACUAUAGAUAAAGGGUUUGGGUUUUUUGUAGUCACAAAAUUAGCUUUAGAUCAUUUGGCAGUGAUUUGCUAACCAAUAAUGUAAGUUUUUCUAUGCAGAUUUUGAAACAUGUACAGUAUGUGUAAACAAUUAGUUGCUUUUUUUUUAAAGUUUUAAUUUGAGAGAGUGCAAAAAAACCAGCGUUGGAAUGGAAUGAUUGUUUCUUUAUAUAGCUUUGUUUUAAUUUUUAAUACUCCAGAAUUCAGGCUUUCCAAAGUUAUCAUGUCAAUACUAUUAACAGUAUUUUAAAUUGAGUAAGGAAAAAAACUCAAAAGCGAAAGAAUCUCCUCACGACCACUGUGCCAAAAGAAAUGAUUUGGAAUAAACUCUUCUGUUAUUUACUCGAGUGCCUGAGAGAAUUUUGUAGGCCAAAAAUCAGUAUCAGUUUUUCACUAAUUCCAUAUUAGUCCAGCAGUCAUAUCAUGGUUUAUAAAAUCAGUAAUUGUAAUCUCUUUAUUUUGUUACCGCCCUUUGGAUCAGGGUAACUGAGCAAAAACAUGCUUUUAUUUAUAAAGCAUUAUACAACUGUGUUAAACAUGUAACUGAAAUAUUUGAUGUUAUGCAUACACUACUUUGCCAAAUGUGGAUUAUUUUUAUUUAAUGGCAUUUAAUGGUAAAUGACAUUGACAAAUCAUGACAAAUUCAACUUAGUUUUUAAAAUUUAGAUGCAAGUAUUCAUUGGUUUAUAAUUUAGCAGUUUUUUUUAAAUGUACUUUGUAGCAACCACUAGGCCUUUUAUUUGUAUCAACACAAUUAGCAAUCGCUUCCAUUUCUAAGCAGGUUCUCUGCGAACUGCACAAACUCAGCACGGUCCCUUAUGUUCAAUUGCUAUAAGUACUAAUAAGCUGCAAGCAAAUGGUAACUUGAACACAUGCUAGAUACAGCUGUUUGCAUUAAUUCUGUCCAGGUAUGGACUGAUUUCACUUGGAUCACUUUCUUGGUUUAAAGUGCCUUUUUAUUUUAAGUAUUUUCACUCUUGGCGUACACUUGAGUUAUUUAUUAAAUAAAUGACUUUAUAAAAAUA